UUAGUCAGUCGUUUCUCGCCAGACGGGCCAUGUACUCUUGAAGCUCAUCAAACAGACGUGGCUCACUGCCAUCAGUCCGCCCAUUGCUCUCAUAUCGGUCAAUCAGGACGGCAGUGGCCAGUGCCUUCAUGUCUCGAACGUCUCUUGUCAGCUCGGCCAACUCCUGCCUCAUCUCACUUAUCGCUGCCUGCACGUCAGCUGCCUGGCUCUCCUGCGCCUCUAUCCUCUCCGCCACGUGUUGGGUGGCGUGUAUGGUCUUGUACAGCACGGUGGGCAGGUUGACGUACAGCGCCUUGUUGUCGUGGCCGCGGUCAACGCUGCUCUCGAACACCGCCUCAGGCCAAACACUUCUCACUUCCUCCGCCAGGACGCCUGACAGACAGGCAGAUAGGCCCACUAAGCUCUCUUUGCUCAUCAGGCGAUAGGCGUCACUGACCAAAUUGCCGCUGUCCUGCGUAAGGGAUGCGUCUUCCCCUGUGCGUCUCAUCCUGCGUUCUUCCGUCGUCGUUUUUCCAUUGGAAGCUGUAGAAGUCAAUCUUCUUGAUGGCUUCCAUCGCUGCCAUUCCCCCCUGGGCAGUCUCCUUGCUGACGCGUGUCUUGUACCUGCCGUCGCUCAGCGCGCCAUAGAACUGGCUGAAGAGGCCUCCAGCGUAUAUCUCGUACAGAGGAAAGUCAGUACCACACCCCAACAUGCCUGCAGACACACGGACACACACAACCAGCCAUGUGUACUCCGUGUGCACUUUAUUUGGUGAUGCAGGCGCCCUCACCGUAUCCCUGCAGGAGCGCAUUGUCAGCUUGCAGGUCGGCAGCCCCAAGAGAUGGGUCGUCCCCUGAAGCCUCAGGCAGCACACGCACGCAAUGAGCACACAUACAUCAAGCACGGGGAAUCGUUCGCCUACCGCACUGGAAGGUGGCGUAUUGCCGCAGUGCGGCUCCUGUGCUGUUGUUGACGGCGGGCGCGCCGAUGAGACCCUCCUUCGUGGGUGGCACGUUGCCACCAGUGGGCUUCGAGAGCUCAUCGAUCUUCUCGCUUGGGGGUGGGAAAGGGAAAAGCUGUGGUGGGUUCGCCGCUGCUCGACGAGCCCAGCAACUUGAUGCGACGAGGACGAAAAGUUGACACAGCUGCGAAGCUGCGAGCAUCGUAGCGUACAGCCGUUCAUUGUACACGUGUGGUCUUAGACCACCCCCCCCAGAGCAUGAUACACACCACCACGACAGACACCAAGCCAAACGAGCAGCAGGCAAACAAACAAGACAGACACACGAUCGCGGUGGAUGUUCACAGACCCUCAGUGAUCUCACGCGCCAUCCACCCCAUCAGCAGCAGCGGUUUCAGGGAGCAUCCUAGGUGGCCUGACGGCCAAGUCCCCUGUCGGUCUGUCCAACAUGAAACAGGCACCCUAACAUGCAACCCGGACACGAAACACGCAGCACGCAGAGGGCAG
Vitrella brassicaformis is the source of this 1448-nucleotide messenger RNA. Lineage: Eukaryota; Vitrellaceae. The record is from the annotation of a GenBank genome assembly.